AUGUAUAGUGAUCAAUUAUCCCAGCAAAAUACUGAGCAAACUUACGAAAAUAUGCAUUUUAACACAUAUUAUCCGACAACUCAACAAUUAUUUCCAUACAAUGUAAAUUACAGUGGAAAUAUGUAUUAUAAUGUUUAUCCAAGCCAUAUAACAUGUGAUAACAGUACAAUUAAUAAUGCAACAUUAGUCGAUAGAAUAAGAACACGACAAAAAGAUGAAAGAGCCAUUGAGCAAUUUCUCCAAGAAACUGAAUCACAAGUUUCUGUCAAAAGCAAACCAAAGGAAUCAUUUAAGAUCGCGGCUAUUAAAAGUGCAUUAAUAUCGGUGACUAAAUUAAAUAAGCAACUUGAAACCGUUUGUGUGGAACUUGAACACAAUGUUAAUUUAUCAGAAAUAGAAUGGCAGAAAAAAGUCAGUGCCUGUAAUGCUGUAAAACAUGAAAUUUGUGAAAUCUUGAAAACUGUAAAAGAUACAGACUUUCUAAAUAAAGUUAAGAAUGAUUUAAAGAAACGCAAGAAAAAACGUACAAGGGAACAGCGUAGAAGAGAAGAAUGGAAAAAGGAAAAAUUAAUAAAGGAAGAAAGAAGAGCAAGAUUACAUGCAGAGGCUGAUGCGUGGAUUCGAAAGGAGCAAGCAGUAAUUGAACAAGAGAAACAAGAGAAGAAUUUGUGCAGAGACGCGGACAUGAUCUUGUCCGACGUUCGCAGUAAGAGAAGUGAUGCACGCAAGUAUUUAGGAAUUUUGCAAGAAUUACAAAACUUACGAAAUAUCAAGAUGACGAUUGCUCAAGCGAGAGGCGAAAAAUUAUCCUCUGCAACUGAUGAAGCAUUCAAGCAUAACAUCGUUAAAUUAACUGAACAAUGGACUACUUUGGAUUGUGAAUAUGCAGUAGAAGAACAGGAAUUGAAAUUAAUGUUAAAAACGAAUAACGAAAAAAGAAUUGAAAAAGAGACGAAAAAUUUAUUUGCCGAUUGGGAGAAUGCGCUAUUCGGAAUAAAUAUAUUGGCUGCUGAGCGAUCACACAAGGAUUUGAAUAGUUUUAUCUUGAUUCGUACGGCUUGGGAUAAAUUUAUGAGUUCUGAAAACGAUGCAACAACGAUACCGAUUGGAUGGAUAAUGCCUGAAAAACCAUCUUCUGCUGCAUGGCAAAAAUGCCUCAAUAAGGAUAUAUAUUAAAAUAAACGAAUAACGCAAUCAAUCAAUGUAAGUUUACCUAAAGAAAUAAACAAUUUGAUAUGUUAAUUCAAA
Messenger RNA from Cataglyphis hispanica, 1248 nucleotides. RefSeq lists its product as uncharacterized. The record is from RefSeq and is a predicted model, not a curated record. Bases 1 to 1176 code for a protein of 391 amino acids. The transcript is spliced from 3 exons. Lineage: Eukaryota; Metazoa; Arthropoda; Insecta; Hymenoptera; Formicidae.